Molecule: messenger RNA, 2183 nt
Organism: Ailuropoda melanoleuca (giant panda)
Lineage: Eukaryota; Metazoa; Chordata; Mammalia; Carnivora; Ursidae
Gene: TMEM242
Product: transmembrane protein 242
Exons: 4
Coding region: 136-522 (128 amino acids)
Source: RefSeq, a predicted model, not a curated record
GGUCAGCGGCCAUUUCCCCGGACGAGUAUUCAGAACGCACAGGCAGAGGUGCUAGCGGAACCUUUCUCCUCCGCUCGUUCUCGCUUCCCCUCGAGCCCAGUUGGCGUCGGACGCAGUAGUGGAAGCUUUUUAAACAUGGAGACGGCCGGUCCCGGAUCUGGGCCGUCGUCCUCGCGUCUCGAGGCACCGGGAUCCGCAGACGAUCCGCUUUUCCUGGUGAAAGGUGGAGUUUUCCUUGGUACUGUGGCUGCAGCAGGAAUGCUAGCCGGAUUUGUUACAACAUUAUCAUUGGCUAAAAAGAAAAGCCCUGAAUGGUUCAAUAAGGGAAGUAUGGCUACAGCUGCUUUACCAGAGAGCGGGUCUUCCCUUGCCUUACGAGCCCUGGGUUGGGGCUCACUUUAUGCAUGGUGUGGGGUUGGUGUGAUCAGCUUCGCAGUCUGGAAAGCUUUAGGAGUUCACAGUGGUCCAUCUGCCCCGGUGGCUUCAUCCACACACAGAGGGCUGCCAGGUCUGUGUCUCUAGUCGACCUCUGAGCUCCUUGCCCAUAGACCACUUGCCUGGACACUGAUGCUUGGAUGUCCUGCAGGCGUCAUGUGUGUUCCUACCUGAACUGUUAUUUCCUGCCCCUCACCCCGUCCCCACCCUGCAUCCUACUCCUGGAGCGCUCACGGUGAACGGCAGCAUCAUCCACAGAGCUGCCCCGAAAGACUGUGGAUUCUGGAUUCUGUUCAUGACGUUUUCUUGCUACUGUAUCUAAUCACUCACCAAGUCUUGCUUCUCCCACACUCCCACUGUCGGAGUUGGAGGUAUCUCCCUGUCCCAAGAUUGUCACGACGGACCUCUGCUCUCCCUGCCUCACUGGCCUCUCCGUAGUCCUUGCUGCACACUUUGAAAGAGGGCUCUGGCCUUCAUCUUCCCCAGAUUUCUCCCUGCAUCUGUACCACUCACUCUGCCUUUUUCAUGUCACCAUGGGCAAGAUGUCCAUGCUGCUCCCAAAGGCCCACCACGGCCAUCUGCCAAAGAACCUUGCUCCCAGAAUUGACCUCAGCCUUUGCUGAUUGUCAGUUUUCCAUCCGCUGCAGCGUGUACAGACACAUUCCAGUUCCUCCCGCCUCUGCAGAUUCUCUCUUGAUGUUCCUCAUCUUGCUCCAGCCAUCAGCGCACUCAUUGCCUUCCCUUCCCUAGAACAGAUUUCCGGAAAGAGCUGCCGUGGUCACUGCCUGCACUUCCUCCCCUUUCUCUCCUCAGCGCAGCUGCUUUUCCAGCUGCAGCGGAAGCUGCUGGUCAGUGUCCCCAGUGUCCUCCGUGUUGCCACACCCAGGUCUUCUCUCCAUCACCCUAUUACUUGACCUCUCAGCAACAUUUGACACAGUUGAGCAUUCUGUCCUCCGUGAAACUCUGUCUUUGGGCCUCUGAGACACCCUUGACCUCACUGGCCAUUUUUGCACAUCUUUGCUGACUCCUUUCUGGCAGACCUCUAAACAUGGGGCUAUCCACUGGCUUCAUAUUUGCACUCUUGUGUUCUCCGCCUGUGCUCAGACCCUCAGUCCUCUCAAUUAUAGUCCUCGGCAUUUUAAAACAAUCUGUACAAUCUGAUGUCAGAUUUGCCCUGAAGCUGCAUGUUGUACAUCAUCAGCUGUGUGUCCCAGAGGCACGCCAGCAACCUGUGUCGUAUCAGAACCCUCGGUUUCCUCACCACCUCUCCUCCUGGCUUGCUCUUCCCCUCUUCUUUCCCAUUUCAGUCAGCAUCACUCCCAUCCCCCCAGUUCAAGCCAAAAACCCAACAGAGACUCAUCUUGGCUUCUCUCAUAUUCCCUUCCUUCCCUUCAUGUCAUCUAUGGGCAGGUCCUGCUCGUUGGCUAUGCUGCUAAACACAGCCUGGCUCCUUUCCUCUCCUCCACCACCAUUCACCUUUUGCCCAGCAUAGGGAAGGUUUCCUGGCCUCUCUUUGACUUCCCCUGAACUUUUCCUCCACACAGCAGCUGGAGAUAUCUGUAAAGUGUCAGAUCACAUCACUCCUCUGCAAAACUCUUCAGUGGCUCCCAGUGAAGAAGUCUUGGGGGAUGGUGGACGCCUGGGUGGCUCAGUCGGUUAAGUGUCUGCCUUCAGCUCAGGUCAUGAUCCCAGGGUCCUGGGAUCGAGUCCUGCAUUGGGCUCCUUGCUCAGCUGGGAGCCUGCUUUCC